UGUGUGUCGUCUCUUUCACUCUCGAGCAACAUCUUCCGUUCCUUCUAUCUACGGUUAGUAUACUUUGUGUUUCUUAAUUUUCGUUAAGAUAUUAGGAUUUGGGUGUGUUGGGUUUGGUUUUGUUUUCUUUGAUUUCAUUUUUCCUGUUUUUCUGCUAAUUAAAUAGUAUCGUAUAAAUAUAUAUUCAUGGAGAUGCGUUUGAAAGAUUGUAGAGACAGGUUUUCUAUCCCUCCCUACCGAAGGCGUUGGGGCUUUGUUCCUCGGACAAUACAAGAUUUUGGCGAUGGGGGUUCGUUUCCCGAGAUUCUCAUAUUGCAAUACCCUCUUGAUAUGGGCAGGGAGCUUAGACAACAACAAUGCUCCAACGUUGUUAAGCAUCCAAACAACAAUAAUAUUGUCAAUUCCCAAUAUGCAGAUAUUGUGCCCAAAAUUUUGAAAGUUGAUAAUCACAACCAUGUUGUUUAUGAUGGUGAUUUUGAACAAGAAGAUUAUGAAAUCCAAAUCCAAGAAACAACAAAGGAAACAAAAGUUGCUCUUGAAAGGACUAUGAGUAUGAGAUCCAAUAUUCUGAAUUAUCCGAAAUACCCAUCGAACUCCAAGUUCAUCAAGUAUAAACCAUCAUCAUCAUCAUCAUCAUCAGGUGCCAUUAAUGCCAAAGAGAGGAUUGUCGAGGUGGUAGAUGUGUCUGUAGCAGACCCUGUUGAGCCUCCUAAAUUCAAGCACAAGAAACUUCCAUACCCUUCUUCCUCUGCCUCAUCACCACCUGUUCCUGUUCUUCAUUCCCCUCCUAGGACUCUGACUGUAGAAGAUCAAGAGAAUUGGAAAAUUCCACCAUGUAUUUCCAACUGGAAGAACCCAAAGGGCUACGCUAUUCCACUCCACAAACGCUGUCUUGUGGCUAAUUAUGAUGAUGUUCAGAUUAAUGAUAAUUUCGCAAAACUUUCGGAGGCUCUGUAUGUCUCUGAGCACAAAGCCAGAGAGGCAGUUGCCUUGAGGUCUAAACUUGACGAGGAAAUAAGUAUGAAAGAGAAGGAGAGAAAAGAGCAGGAGCUAAGGCUGUUAGCUAUGAAAGCCAGAAGUAGUAGUAAUGGCUACCACUCCCAAAGUCAGGGAAGGGAAGAAGAGAAAUUGCAGCGUGAUAAAAUCCGCGAGGAGCGAAGACAAGAGAGGAAAAGGGAGAGGAGAUUGGAGGCCAAAGAUGUAGCAAUGAGAAAGAGAAGUAAAAAUACAAAGGAAAGUGAUAGGGAUAUGAAUGAAAAGGUUGCUCUCGGUAUGGCUUAUAGUGGAGAAGGAAGAGGAGGGGAGAUUAUGUAUGACCAAAGACUGUUCAACCAAGAAAAAGGAAUUGAGUCUGGUUUUGCAAAUGAUGAUGAUAUCUAUAAUUUGUAUGAAAGGGGAUUGUUUGGUGCUCAGCCUACAAUGUCUUCCCUCUACAGGCCAAAGAAGAAGGGAUUAUUUGAAGAUGCUGUUGGUCCAAGAGAUGGACCAGUUAAGUUUCAGAAAGCUGAUGAUCUAUUUGGACUAGAUCAGUUCAUGAAAGAAGUCGACAAGGGUAUGAAAGGAGCAGCUGAUUUUUAACUUCUUGUUGCUGAACAUUAAUUACAAGUUUUUUUAUUAGGCUACCAUUUUUUUUUUUUUUUUCGGGUAAUGUUGAACACAGUGAUGCAUGUAAAAUCUGCAUUAGAUUCAUAUUUUUCUAGUCUCUAAAUAGAGUUGCUUCCAUUUUAGUGCGAAUAAGAAAUUUAUAGUUUUUACUAUCACAUUGUCAGUAGAGUUUGCAGAAACCAAAAAACAUGUAAGCUGGCAUUAAAGGGAUGUUUUGUUUGUUAAUUUGUUUUUGAUCUUUCCCCACAUUCUGGUUUUAUUCUCACUGUUUCUAUUAGCCUUGCAAUUCUUCAGUAACUCAGAUGAUUAGAUCAAAUGCUUAUGAAAGGAUAAAGCAAGCUCUAGAUAGCUAUCUCUUCCUACACUAUAUAGACAAAUCAUAAAUCUUAGUCAUCCAUGUCCCGAGUAACAGAUUGCUCAGAAUUUUUACUUUUUCUAUUUUUUUUUUUUUUCCUCGUCCUGUUGAGAGGGGAUUCACCUUUUAAUACCUAGCUUUUGAUUUGAUUG
This is a messenger RNA of Ziziphus jujuba (common jujube), 2112 nucleotides long. Its product is annotated as SNW/SKI-interacting protein A. Lineage: Eukaryota; Viridiplantae; Streptophyta; Magnoliopsida; Rosales; Rhamnaceae. The record is from RefSeq and is a predicted model, not a curated record. Gene Ontology annotation, biological process: mRNA splicing, via spliceosome. Gene Ontology annotation, cellular component: spliceosomal complex. The transcript has a single exon. The coding region runs from base 187 to 1578 and encodes 463 amino acids.